Molecule: messenger RNA, 1023 nt
Organism: Quercus lobata
Lineage: Eukaryota; Viridiplantae; Streptophyta; Magnoliopsida; Fagales; Fagaceae
Exons: 3
Coding region: 1-804 (267 amino acids)
Source: RefSeq, a predicted model, not a curated record
AUGUUGGACGGUAAUGUCCGUGAGUUGGAAUUGGAAAUUGUGGCUCCAAAGAUCCAUUCUUUGGAAAUUCUGGGGAAUUUUGAAAAGAUUAAGUGUCGGAUAAAGGAUGUGUCGGCAUUGGUUGAGGCUAAACUCGAUUUUGACAUGCGGAAGUGUCAUUAUUGGGAGGAUGAAGGUUAUAAGGAGUAUUAUGAGGAGUAUUAUGAGGAGGAGGAAGGUUAUAAGGAGUACCAAGACAUUGUGAGAGACAUUCUUGAGAGUGUGCAUCAUGUCAAGAAACUCACUGUUGGCAAUUGGUGUCUCAUGAUUGUAUCUAUAAUGUCAGUGGAACAUAUGCCUUCUCCAUUAUCAAAGUGCCAAUGUUUAACAAUUGUAACAAGCAUGGAAAAAUGGAGCCUUCCUGGCAUUGGCAUCCUACUUCGAAGUUCGCCUUACGUGGAGACAUUGAAUAUUGACUUCCCAUCCUCCCUCCCCCAUACGCCGUUAGAGUUUCUAGUAAGUAGAUAUGAUGAAGUGGACCAUUGGAAAUCAAAGGAGAUCUAUUUCAAGUUUUUGCUACGAUGCCUCAAGUCUAUCAAGAUCAAGUUUUUUCAUUUUGAAGGAAACUACACAAAGGAAUUCAUUUUCUUGGUACAAUUUUUACUUAAGAAAGCAAAGGUGUUGAAGAAGAUGGUUAUCAUUGACGCACUGCCUACGCAAAAUCCAACACCUGAUAUUCUACUUAAAUUUCUAAGUGUGGCUCAAAAGUUGUUAAGCUUCCCUAGAUCCUCUCCUCAUGCAAUAGUUAUGUUCCCAUAUCCGUAAAAUUAUUUUAAGUUGUUUGAUCCUCUUAAACGAUCAAAUCCGCAUAAAUACGUAGUAGUUAUAUAGAUUAGUCUGGUUCAAUGAACUAAAAUCUUGCUAUGAGUUUGCAUUAAGUUCCGAUUUCAUAUACUUAAGUUUUCUUAGUGAUGUUAAGUUUUCCUUUGGAUAUAUUCAUGGUUAAUGUCAAUGGUUAUGUUGCUUGUAAAGUUUUUGAUUUGA